Molecule: messenger RNA, 2064 nt
Organism: Stereum hirsutum FP-91666 SS1
Lineage: Eukaryota; Fungi; Basidiomycota; Agaricomycetes; Russulales; Stereaceae
Exons: 11
Coding region: 1-2064 (687 amino acids)
Source: RefSeq, a predicted model, not a curated record
AUGGUCGCAGGUCGUCCGUUCCAGCGCGCUCUCACAUUCCUUUUCAUGACAUUCCUUUUCCUGGACGCCCUAUGCGUGCCAAUGAAUGUGACUAUAGACGAUCAGGCCGGGGACGAAGUGACUGGUCUCAAGCCCAUCUACAGCCCUGCCGAGGAAUGGCAAGAGUUCAACUGUACUGAAUUUAAUGUCGCAGACGACCCAUGUAGCGCUCUUGACGGGACUUGGCACAACGCGACUGCCGGUAGCUUGUUUGAAGAGCCACCCUCAUUCACGAUCCAGUUCCAUGGUACUGCCAUUUGGAUUUCCAAUAUCAUCAAAGUCGGGACCUUUGCAUCGCUUUCAUUCACGCUCGACGACAAGGAUAUUACACUUGUUGCUCAAGGUUUGGACGCCAUUGGGACGGGAGACAGUGACUUCCAGUACAAUCAGACCGUCUUCACUAAGGAGGGCUUGAAGCAAGGCUUUCACACGGUGGUCGGGACGGUCUUGUUCAGCGACGGUCCUGUUUUAUUUGACUAUGCGGUAUACAUAUUUAGAACCUCUACUACCCAGCUCCACAAUAGGCUCUUGGAGCUCUUUGAGACCGUCGACCACACAGCCCGCACCGCAGUCUCCAUCCACCAUACCCACGUCACCCUCAGUCCCUCCGACAAGUCUAAUCACGCAAAGGACCUCAACUCCCACAAAUUCAACAUUAUCUCCUCUUCGCUUCUCCAUUUCGAUCACAUCGGCCCCACUGACUUCACCAUUGACUGUCUCCUCGUCGACUGCGCCAUCACCUACAUCAUCGCAGACAUCGGCUUCACCUUCCUUCGUACCAUCAGCAACAAUACCCUCAUCUGCUUCAUCGCACGCACAACGGACAUGACCGAGAUCCUAGACCGCGGCAGUGGGCCGAGCGCGAGUCCUGCUGUACUCUCACCGCCCAGUUUGGACCUCCCGAGCGUACUGGAUAUUCAUGCAGGAACGCGGACGCUCACCACAGGGGCUGCUGCUUCGCCGAGAUCAAGUAUAUCUGGAAUCAUGUCGAGUCUAAGGCGAGAGGAGGCCUUGCAGGAUAUCGCGGAUAGGUUGGGGCUAGAUAUGAAGAGCGCUGGACGACGGAAGGUUGUCGUGCGGAGACCGAGUUUCACACGGUUCUUCCGGAUUGGACGCCUAUAUUUGAUCUCGACUUCCGUCGCGGACGUAGUAAUUCUUCGUCGUGCUCUCUACCAUCCCACAGCCCUGCGCUCGCCAUCUCCGAUAUUCGCGAACAAGCCUCGAAGACUCCCUCCCUUCUUUAGACCCACGAUGCCUUCGGAAUCUGCGUGGCGCAAGAUUAUCGAAACAAACCCGAAGCGAGUGGUGGAGUUCUAUCAAGUCGGUCCGAAUCGCAAUCGCUGGGGGUAUACUGGACUUGAUAUUACCAUGUCCAUGCUCGCUAUGAAAGAGGUCGCCUGGGAAGGCGGAUCUUCCUGGAAAGCUCUUGUGGAUUAUGGUAUUGCAGAACAACUCUGCCUAGCCGCUAUCAAUCUCGAGAUGAAGUUUCCUGAAAAUCUGGAUACGACGGAACAGCAAAGACUAGCCGCCAGAGAAACAAUGGAAUCGUCUUAUCAUAUCCCUGUGGAGAUUCUCUAUAUGGGUGCUCAUCACCUGGAGAGUCCCCUUUCGUCGAGAGAUCAAAAAUUCAUUCUCUGUAUAAAGCGUUAUUGGACAGCAUUGACGGAUCAGAUGUGGCGGGACCCCCAGAGAAGCCUCCUCCCGGGACCAACACACGUGUUUGAGCGUGCAGUGUUUGCUUGGCUCCUAGCUGAAUUAAUGAGAAAGGAGCCGUCGUUUCUCAGCAUCAUCGAUUCGUGCGACGACAAAACUGUUCCACUUAUCUCCCGCUUUUGGAUGCACACGACCCAUGCACAUGACGCCGGUGGAGCUGCCGACUGCUUCUCCCUCGCGUUCGAUCCUGAUCCGCGCAAGGACAAUAUGGUCUACAAUUAUAGGCAGUCCCAUCCUGUCCCACCACAUGUCAUUCCCGCCUUCCUUCAAGGCAGCAAUUAUGUGCAGCCUGUAGCUUUCUCAUCACACUAA